Molecule: messenger RNA, 1940 nt
Organism: Tarenaya hassleriana
Lineage: Eukaryota; Viridiplantae; Streptophyta; Magnoliopsida; Brassicales; Cleomaceae
Product: embryogenesis-associated protein EMB8-like
Exons: 14
Coding region: 9-1736 (575 amino acids)
Molecular function (GO): short-chain carboxylesterase activity; monoacylglycerol lipase activity
Source: RefSeq, a predicted model, not a curated record
GAUGGCUGAUGAAGACUUUUUUUUUGGUCGAAAUCAGAGCAGGCGGACCGUCUUCUGUUCCACACUCUCCGGUGAAAUUCUGCGGAUCAUUUGUCGGCAUCCGAACGAUGGAUAAUCAGCCAUUGUCGGAUUCUCCACCUCUCUCUCCGUACGAGCUUCUCGUUCAAGCUCUCUCUCUCAUCCCCGUUCAUCACUAUGUCUUCGCUCUCCUCCUUGUCUGGUUCGUCUUCCUCUACAAUUUCCUCGAGUUUCAUUUAUUCGAGGACUUGAUUCUCGGACGCUUCAGCGGUCGCGUGAAUCUCACGUACAAUCCCGAUUCCCCUGUCUACAACGGCGUCGUCGCUCGGUGCAGAAUUCUUCUCGGCCGGUAUGCGACGACGCCAUGGCUGUCAAGUCCUCAUAUUCAGACCUGUUUCCUCAAUUUCUUCGGAAGGCCUCCGGUUUUCAACUACAGGAGGCAAAUCUUUCGAACUUCUGAUGGAGGAACAAUUGCUUUGGAUUGGCUGACGAGCUCUGAUGUUGUGGAUGAUGCUCCUCGCAAGCAUAAUGAAAUCAGAAAAGAUGAUACGACACCUAUUGCUGUCGUAGUACCAGGGUUAUCCAGCGAUUCGUCAGCUGCUUAUCUAAAGCACCUAGCCUACAGCGUGGCCAAGGCUGGUUGGAAUGUUGUUGUUAGCAACCAUCGAGGAUUGGGUGGUGUCUCUGUUACUUCUGAUAUCUUCUACAAUGCUGGAUGGACGGAGGACAUACGGGUUAUCGUCGAUUAUCUCCAUCAUGAAUAUCCGAUGGCUCCUCUUUUUACCAUUGGAACUAGUGUUGGAGCCAAUAUUCUGGUCAAAUACCUUGGAGAGGAGGGUGAGAAGACUCCUGUAGCUGGCGCUGUGGCUAUUUGCUCUCCUUGGGACCUAUUGAUAAGUGACAGAUUUAUUUGCCGCGGGCUGGUACAAAAGUUGUACGGUAGAGCUCUAACCAUCGGGCUCCAAGGUUAUGCGCAACUGCAUGAACCUCAAAUCUCUCGGCUAGCUAACUGGGAAGGCAUAAAAAAGUCACGUUCCAUCCGAGAUUUUGAUCACCAUGCUACCAUCCAUAUUGGAAAUUUUGAGACAGUGGAUACAUUUUACCGGCGAUCCAGCAGUGCCCAAUAUGUGAGAAAUGUGUCAGUGCCUCUUCUCUGUAUAAGUGCUCUGGAUGAUCCAUUAUGCACAAAGGAAGCCAUUCCCUGGGACGAAUGCCGGGCAAACAAAAACGUUGUCUUGGCUACGACAAAGCAUGGAGGGCAUCUAGCUUUCUUCCAAGGAUUCACUGCCCCUAGCUUGUGGUGGGUUCAUGCUACCAACGAAUUUCUCGGCGUCCUAAGCUGUAGUCGUUAUAUGCAUUUACCGAAGAAGGCCAAAGGGACGGAAGUAGCUUCGCCUCGGGAACCUUCCAUUAAUCAAGGCCCGUACCUAAAUGUGGCGGAAGACGGGAUGGUAGCUGCGGUCACCUACGACCAAGACGCUGAAACAUUGCAGUUAGAGACAAAACACAGUUCCGAGCCCAAGCCUGAGGAUGUCCCGUUCUUACAUACCAAAUGUUCCGCAAGUAGAAGAUUCAAAGAGGUCAGUCGAUGGAGGAGCAGACGAUCGACGUGGUUGCUCGGUUACAUUGCCGUCGUUGCAAGUUUCCCGAUGCUAGGGUUUGUUCUGAAUUACGUCUUCCGCAAGAAACGAAGAUCUGUCCCCAAGUUACUAAGGUGAUUCAAUCUCGAUUCAUAUUGACAUCAAUUAUGAGAUGAAAGUGUUUGAUUGUUUUGGUCAAGGAAAUAAUCUCUUCCGAGACGCUAAUAUCAGCAGCCGCGUUUAAGGAUUAGCGUUUGCGAUUCGAUUACGAUCUGUUGCGAUUGUCAUAUGUUAGUUCAGGCCUAAAAACAGGAGGUUAUUAUGCAAAGUUGCGUUUAAGUA